This is a messenger RNA of Hippoglossus stenolepis (Pacific halibut), 5353 nucleotides long. RefSeq names its product plexin C1 (gene plxnc1). Gene Ontology annotation, biological process: positive regulation of axonogenesis; regulation of GTPase activity; regulation of cell migration. Bases 94 to 4665 code for a protein of 1523 amino acids. The transcript has 31 exons. The record is from RefSeq and is a predicted model, not a curated record. Lineage: Eukaryota; Metazoa; Chordata; Actinopteri; Pleuronectiformes; Pleuronectidae. Gene Ontology annotation, cellular component: semaphorin receptor complex. Gene Ontology annotation, molecular function: semaphorin receptor activity; protein binding.
CGGCUCCAGUGACAGUGUGGUGGAGUGUAUGGUGCCAUGCAGGCCGUCAGUGUGUGAGGGUUUUCCCAGUAAAGCUGCCAUCGCUGCUCUAAAAUGAUCUUGCUGCCUGGUCUGCUUUUUAUUCUCUGGGGAGAAGCGGCUCAGUGUCGGGGGCAGGAUGGAAGCUUCACUUUCAAUGGAGAUAUCCACCACUACGCCGUGGCCACCAACACGGUUUACGUGGCUACAAAGGAUAGGCUGUACCAGCUGAGCCACGACCUGACCCUGAUCCAGAAUGUGCCCCAGAGAGGAGUUCUGAAGGGCGGGGUCCUGCGGCCGGACGAGGUGCAGUUUCAGCGGGUUUCUGAGACGGCUUGGUCGAACGCAACUUUCAGGAUCAACGUGUUGUUGCCAUUGGUUGAGAGCGAUACUCUGAUCAGCUGCGGGGUGAUCGAAGAAGAGUGUGGCCACUGCGAGAUUCUGAAGCUGAUGGACAUCUCCAGCCUCCAGUACAGUGAGAGCGUCCAGCUGGGAUCACCGAAUCGCAGCAGCGCGUCCGUCGCAGUCUUGGUGAAGGUGGAGAAGAAUCCAACCAAGAACGACACGUACAUUCUGACCGCGAUACAGCAAGGUCAGGACCAGAAGGAGAAGCCCAGCUGCACAUCUGGCUUACACACUGUCCAGCUCCAGAACGCGGAGAAGAACCAGAAGAGAGGCAUAUUUUCUCUCAGUGGCGAACAAGGCACGCCAUCGAUCGAAAGCACGGGCGAAGUGGAGUUUGUGGAUGGAUUUCAGAUCAGUUCCACCAUGUAUCUGCUCUCCAACGUGCGCUCUGGCGAUAAAAGCAACAGAAUCCGUCUGAUUUGGCUCAAGGGUAAAGGCAGCAAGUCUGAUACUCUCAAGUCGCUGCGAGGUGCGACUCUCAGGGUCUCUGAAGCCGAAGGUCACAGACUCGUGGCCUCCUCGGUGAUCCCGGGGGCGCAGCCGGUGCUGUGGAGCGGAGUGUUCAGUGCGGACGUGGGACGGACCAACACCGAGCUGCUUGUGUUUGACAUCAGCCCUGAUCUCACCGGAGACCAAAUACCAGAUCCAGACUUCUACAGCGGCGGUGACAAGGGGUCAAGUGCCCCAGAGCCGAAGACACUGAGGCCGAAAGCCGUGCUCUUCAGGCAGAGCAACAUGACCUCUGUGCUGGCAGUGAGGCACAAUACCUGGGUGGUUUUCUUCAUCGGGACUGGAGAUGGGCAGCUCAUUAAGCUCGCUGUGGAUAAGGACUAUCACACCUCCUGUCCCAUGGUGCUCUACAGAGCUGAUGACGAUCGCCAAGUGUUUCCCAAGAUUCAUCUGGAUCCAGUGGAUCGUAACCAUGUGUACGUGCCAGUAAGAAACCAGAUGAAGCGUGUUCCUGUAUCAAAAUGCAGCACGUACAGAGAUGUGAGGGAGUGUUGGUCUGCACAGGAUCCAUAUUGUGUCUGGUGUGGCUCAGGAAAAAGUUGCAUGUUUGAAGACGACUGUGUAAAUUCAGACUGGUUGUCCAUUCCUGAGGAUUAUCAAGAGAAAAUGGUUUCCCACAGAGUUACUAAGGAGACAACUGACCAGAUCACACUGAACGUCCAGACUCACCUGACCGCAGGCCAGACGGCACGGUCUAACUUCGCCUGUGAGUUUUCUGCAGGGUCCAGUGCACUUCACUGCACCAGUGGCCCUCCUCCGCUGUUCCCACAAUGCACCUGCAUCCUCCCUAAUGGCACACUUCCCGCAGAAGUCUUGGUAAAAAUUAGAAUUGGGACGAUGCAGUUAUCGGAACGACUGACGCUGACCAACUGCUCUGACAUCAGGGGUCCGCCAAGCUCUGUCCUGUGUCGGCAGUGUAUUGAGGCCGGAUGCGGCUGGAGCAAAAACAAGUGUUCCUGGGCUAAUGAAGGAGACAGAAAUGACAGUGUUUGCAAAAGGAUGGUGUCAGGAAUAAAGUUUUCUACGCCAGAGAUCUCCUCCAUCGCUCCCAGCGUUGUGUCUUUCUACGGCAGAAACCACGCGGUGUUAUACGGUCGUAACCUCAGUGACGUGACCAGAGUGAGGAUGCAGGCGCACACAGACUGCACGCCACAAGAAUCUCCUGUUUGGAACAACACAGGCAUGAAUCUGACGUUCCACAUUCCCAGUGCGGAUAGUAAAGGUGUGGUCAAAGUCUGUGCCCUCCUCCCAGACGGUAGUUGCCACGGCAGCAGCACCAUCACCUACCAGUCAUCCCCAUCCUGCUCCGACAUUGUACCAAGCAGCACCUGGCUCAGUGGGAAGAGGAAGUUGACGAUCAUAGGCUCUCAUCUGGACUUUGUGGAAGGGGUCACGCAGAGCCACGCCCCGCAGGAAGUCCGACUUCCUGAAAACAGGACCUAUCAGAAUCUCACCUUUGAAACAGUUGCAGCUGUAAAUGCACAGGGGCCUUUUCCCAGCACUGUGUUUCUGAAAGUAGCCAAUAAAACGUUACCCUGCACCCCAAACAUCACCGUCUACCCAGAGCCCAAGUUUCUCAGCUUCAAAUUCAUCCGUGUCGGGGGCGACGUGCGCAUCACCAUAGAGAAAAAGGCAGACAAACUGGAGAUGAAGACAGCAGAGUUGUCAGUAUGGGGCGUUCUGGGAGGACAUCCUUACCCCUGCAUCAUGACGGCCAAAGAAAGUCACAAUGAGACUGACACGUUUGCCUGUGAAAUUCAAAACACACUGGAUGUUGAAUUUCAGCAGUUAAUGAUAAAGUAUGGGGACGAGACGGUAAUACUCCGCCUUAAAUCAUCGUUUCUAUUCAUGGGUGCUGCUUGUUCUGCUGCCGAUGCCCUGCUGAUAGUAGUACAAAAGUCGGCGGUGGUGCUAGUUUACCGAAGCAAACAAAAGAAGCUCACUGCUAACAUGAACAGACUCAUGGAAAACCUGGAGCUGGACAUCAGGAACGAUAUCAGACAAGGUUUUGUGGAUCUGCAGACAGAGAAAACUGACCUGAUGGAAAACGUUGGAGCGAUUCCUUUCCUGGACUACAAGCACUUUGCCUCCAGAAUCUUUUUUCCUGAGAGAGAGACUCUGAUGAAGUUGUGCAUCAAAGACAUUGGUCAGGACGCAGUGAAGGUUCAGCUUGACGAGUGUUGCCACGUCUUGUCCCAGCUGAUCCACAAUCGGCUCUUCCUCACGUCUAUGGUUCACGCCCUGGAGGAGCAGAAGAGCUUCACCAUCAAGGACAAGUGUUCGCUGGCGUCUCUACUAACAGUAGCGCUCCACGGCGACUUGUUGUACCUGACGGAGGUGAUGGAGGUUCUGCUGAAGGAUCUGAUGCUGCAAAACAGCAACACUCAUUCCAAACUGCUGCUACGAGGCACUGAGUCAACGGUGGAGAAACUGCUGACCAACUGGAUGUCCAUAUGCCUUUAUGGCUUCCUGCGGGAAAGUGUCGGCCAGCACCUGUUCCUGAUGGUGAGCGCUCUCAUGCAGCAGAUCAAAAAAGGACCUGUGGACUGUGUGACAGAGAAGGCUCUGUACACACUCAGUGAGGACUGGCUGCUGUGGCAGGCUCAGGACUUCAGCUCCCUGAAGCUGAAGGUGCUGUUUGCUGUGGGCAGUGACGGGGAGCUCAGCGAGCCUCUGGAGGUCAACAGUCUGAGCUGCGACACAGUGGAGCAGGUCAAGGAGAAAAUCCUGUCCACCUUCAGGAGCAAGUUCGGUUUCCCCUUCAACAUUCCCCUCAGUGACGUCUGUAUCGAGUACGAGAGGGACGGAUGUUUUGUUCCUCUCGAGGAAGUGGAUAGAAGCUCUGAGGUUAUCGGGGAGGUGACGAUGCUCAACACACUGAAGCACUACAAGGUUCCCGAUGGAGCGACGAUCAAAGUGCUUCAGAGGAAAAGUCAUCCUCCUCUGAGUCCACAGGGAAGUGUGAAGGAUGAUGAGAACUUCUCUAGAAAAUACUUCCACUUGAUUGAUCCUGAUGUGGACGAGGACCAAAGGAAGGACCCAGAGAGGAAGAAGUUAAAACUGAAGGAAGUGCACCUCACCAAGCUGCUGUCCACCAAGGUGGCAGUGCAUUCGUUUGUGGAGAACCUGUUUAAGUCCAUCUGGGGGUUGACGCACGGCAGAGCUCCACACGCCAUCAAAUACUUCUUUGACUUCCUGGACGCUCAGGCGGCCGACAUGAAGAUCACGGAUCCGGAGGUGUUGCACAUCUGGAAGACCAACAGUUUACCUCUGCGCUUCUGGAUCAACAUCCUGAAAAACCCGCAGUUUGUUUUCGACAUGGAGAAAACGCCACAGCUCGACGGCUGCUUGUCCGUCAUCGCUCAGGCCUUCAUGGACUCCUUCUCCCUCACCGAGUUCCAGCUGGGGAAGCACACGCCGACCAACAAGCUCCUGUACGCCAAAGACAUUCCCAGGUUCAAACAGGAAGUGAGGGCUUACUACAAGCAGAUCAGAGAGCAGUCAGUAAUCACAGAGUCCGAGUUCAAGAGCUUCCUGCGGGAGGAGUCAAAGAAACACGACAAUGAAUUCAACGAAACGGCAGCCCUCAGAGAGCUCUACAAAUUCAUCCAGAGCUACUUCACAGAGAUUAAAGACAAGUUGAACGAGAACGGCGCCCCUACCGAGCUGACGGAGCAACUGCAUCAUGCGAAAACGCAGUUUGACGGACUGAAGAGCUGCUCGUGGAGCUGAGCUGCCUGAGCCACGACAGGAAGGUGGCGGGAGCCGGUAACCGUCAUGUUUGUGUGUUAAGUAGUAAUUGUCAGGGACACGCAUCCUGUCUGUAGUUCAUUUGUGAUGAGCAUUUAGUUGUUAAAAAUUCAUUGUGUAGGAUUUAGGGCCAUCUAGCAGUGAGGGUGGAGAUUGCUACCAACAGAAUCCCCUGUGUUACUGUAAGCAUGCAGAAGAAGCUCCGGUGGUCUGUGGGUGACCAAAAAGCACUAUGCUAUGACCUAUUAAGCAGCGACGAUUCAGGUGAUUGUAGAAGGAUCCAAAGAUAUUUAUGAAAAUGAUUGUCUAUUUAAGGUGAAUGGCCAUAGAUUGCCCUAAACCCUCCACAAAGAAUCUUUAACUGUUGCGAUAUCAACUUAAAUACACAAAGUCAAAAGUGUCACAAAAAGUGUUUAUCGGUAAAUCAUUGUCUUUUAUCAAUAUCAUUCAUGUAAAACAGGGUGGAUGUGACAUCAACAGUCGGUAUAAACAUUGUAAUUCACAGCCUGGAGUGUGUUCAACCUUUGUAUCAACUCUGUGACUCGAGAGCAAAAGUAUAAAAACAUCAAAUCCUGAGGUGGAUUGAAAAAGGUGCCGCGGCAUUUCACCAUCACAGUAGCGAGACGUGUAAAUGCAUCAAUAAACUUUCAAAGUAUUUAGUAAAAAAAAA